Messenger RNA from Alternaria alternata, 1890 nucleotides. RefSeq lists its product as hypothetical. The record is from RefSeq and is a predicted model, not a curated record. Gene Ontology annotation, cellular component: membrane. Gene Ontology annotation, molecular function: monoatomic cation transmembrane transporter activity. Bases 148 to 1602 code for a protein of 484 amino acids. NCBI's taxonomy places the organism in Eukaryota, Fungi, Ascomycota, Dothideomycetes, Pleosporales, Pleosporaceae. The transcript is spliced from 2 exons. Gene Ontology annotation, biological process: transmembrane transport; monoatomic cation transport.
ACCGACUAUGGGUCGCCGCAUAUGGAAGGCCUCCCUCAAUUUCCCCUCCACCUUCUGUCCGGGGUUUGACUGCGCUUCUUAUCUCGUUAAGCCUGGAAUGCGUCUUCGCUAACAGUCACUCAUUACCGUCACUCAUUUGCCAUCGUCAUGGCUUCGAAAAUGCCUCUGCCUGCUCCACCGCGGACCCCUACGCCGCCUCCUGACGAGAACGCGCCCCAGCCCGUUGGACUAGGAUUCCGAAGCGAUCUGGCUGUUGGAGAUACGGGGCCUAAUAACAAUGCGCUGCUCUCGCCCAUGUCUGCCACGUUCCCCUCCAAGCAGUAUGCGACCCUCGGGCCCAGUGAUUCUGUCUCGCAGAGGGCGUCGCCUGCGACUCUGUAUACACCCGCGAGCGCGACCUUUCCAUACACGCCCGCGAGCGACUCAACCAUGAAUCUUGAGCCGCCCUCUGCGAACGGGUCCGAGAACCCCAAUCCGUUCAAUUUCCAAUCUGUCGCCUACCAGCCGGGGCGGCCCCAGACAAAGGCUAAUGACAUCGGCCGAAGACGAGGACACAAGUACAAACACAGUAGUGUAUCACAUCAGAUAUUUCUAGAACCAGCACCGCGCGCUCCGCUCCAGCUCCCUGCCUCGCUUCCGAUCCCGACGUUCAAAGAGUACCGCUCGUCAAUGUCCAAGGACCAGAAGCUGCGGCUGGCAUGGUGUUUCUGCCAUCUGGUAGUAGCCGGCCUCGUACAAUGGGGCGCACAUGAAUCGCUGGCACUGACAGUAUUGUCUCGUCUAAUCUUCUACGAUGCACUUGGAGCUUUUCUGUGUGUGGCUGUUGACGUUGGAUCCAACUUCGAGGUAUGGAAGCGAUCUAGCAUACGACAUCCAUUUGGCUUUGAACGUCUAGAGGUCAUCGCAGGACUAGGCAUGUCUGUUGGGCUACUGUUCAUGGGACUGGACCUCAUAUCGCAUGGUUUGACGCACGCGCUUGAAAAUACCGGAGGACAUGAGGCGCAUCACGCCGACGCUCACGAGCGAGUGUCGGCUGGCAGCAUUGAUCUUGCUGCUUUGUGCGGUGUUGUCUCGACACUGGUCUCAGCAAUCUUGUUGAAGAACCAUGCGCGCAUAGGCAAGGUCAUGAGGCUAAGUGCGAUCGCUAACCUGCCUUCGGUGCUGAGCAACCCGUCGCAUUUUCUGACAUUAUCGUGCUCGUCACUCCUGCUAAUCUUGCCCCUACUGAGCAUCCAGAUGUAUGUGUGGCUUGACCGAACCCUCUCAUUUUCAGUUGCCUUCUCCAUGGUGGCGCUAGGAUGGAUUCAAGGAUGGACCCUCGGCAAGAUGCUGCUCAUGUCCUACUCGGGACCCGGCGUAUCGGACAUCAUGUACGACCUGGAGACGGACCCAGCCGUGCGAACGGUAGAGGAGGCAAAAUUCUGGCAGGUACACUACGGGCUCUGCCAGGCGAACCUGAAACUUCGAGUGAGGAAUUUGGAGGAAAUUGGGCGUCUGCGCGAUCGCAUUGGCAGCAUGGUGCGGAACCGCUUGGGCGGCGGAUACGGGAGCGGCGGGCAGAGAUGGGAAAUUUCAACCCAAAUUACACUCGAGAAGGACUGAGGACGCUGGGCGCCGUUGCAUGUCCGCGAUUAGAUUCUGCAAUAAAUCUUUCAGCCCCUGUGGCGGGCCGUCUCCCUAAGACGCUCACUAAGACUCAACUGCAGCCCGAACGUUGGCCCAAAAGCAGUGCGACGCCAUGAAGCAAAUAGACUUUGGCCUUGCUUUUGCGGGCACGCAACGCUGCAUGAGAACUAAUCCCGAUGGUUCCGUUUGCCUCCUGCGAAAAAACUACAUCAUCUGCGUAUUUAAGACAGCUGGCAGCCAGUGCGUCGACGCCUGACGAAUACC